Sus scrofa (pig) is the source of this 8586-nucleotide messenger RNA. NCBI's taxonomy places the organism in Eukaryota, Metazoa, Chordata, Mammalia, Artiodactyla, Suidae. The record is from RefSeq and is a predicted model, not a curated record.
AUGGCCUAUGACGACCCUAGUCUCCACUUGCUGGAAUGUUUCUUGUUCCUUCAGAGUCUUUAUGUGAGUUUAUCUUCAGGCCGAGCAUUCGUGACUUUAUCUAAUUUUGCCAUUUCCUAUAUUGGGAAGAAGAAAUGCUGGAUUUGUGAUGGGAGGAGUGCUUACGUUGAAGCCGAGAUUAAAGGGAGUGGAGAUGAUGGCAGAAUAAUUGUUGAGACAACAGAUGGAAAGAGUCUAAGUGUCAAGGAGGACGAAAUCCAGCAGAUGAAUCCUCCAGAGUUUGAAAUGGUUGAAGACAUGGCAAUGCUGACUCACCUCAAUGAAGCAUCUGUACUGCACACCCUGAAGAGGCGCUACGAGCAUGGGAUGAUCUAUACAUAUUCAGGUCUCUCUUGUGUGAGCAUAAAUCCUCACAAGUGGCUUCCGGUGUAUCACAAAGAUGUCGUGGCCGCCUACAGAGGGAAGAGGCGAUCAGAGGCUCCCCCUCACAUCUUCGCUGUUGCUGAUAAUGCCUUUCAGGACAUGCUUCACAAUCGAAGGAAUCAGUCUAUACUCUUCACAGGAGAAUCUGGUGCUGGAAAGACUGUGAACACCAAACAUGUUAUCCAGUAUUUUGCCAACAUAGGAAUCACGGGUGAAUCCAGGGAAAGGCAGGGGACUCUACACGAUCAAAUCAAGCGAGUGAAUCCCAUUUUGGAAGCAUUCGGAAAUGCCAAAACCCUAAGGAAUGACAAUUCCUCUCGUUUUGGCAAGUUCAUCAGGAUGCACUUCUGUGCCAGAGGCAAGCUGUCAGCUGCAGACAUUGACACCUAUUUGCUUGAAAAAUCCCGGGUGAUUUUCCAGCAGCCUGGAGAGAGGAAUUUCCACAUAUUCUAUCAAAUUCUAUCUGGACAAAAAGCACUUCUUGAUAUGCUCCUGGUGUCUGAAAAUCCCUCUGACUUUCACUUUUGCUCUCAUGGAGUAGUUGCUGUCGGGAGCUCUGAUGAUGCUGAAGAAUUGCUGGUCACAAAUCAAGCCAUGGACAUCUUGGGCUUUCUUCCUGAUGAGAAGUAUGGAUCCUAUAAACUCACUGGAGCCAUCCUGCACUUUGGAAACAUGAAAUUUAAACAGAAACCCAGAGAAGAGCAAGUUGAAGCAGAUGGCAUGGAAAAUGCUGACAAAGCUGCUUUCCUCAUGGGUGUUAACGCCUCUGAGUUGGUGAAGGGCUUGAUCCAUCCUAGAAUCAAAGUUGGUAAUGAAUAUGUUACUAGAGGGCAAAAUGUAGAACAGGUGACCUAUGCUGUUGGUGCCUUGUCUAAGUCAAUCUAUGAGAGGAUGUUUAAGUGGCUGGUAGCACGUAUCAACCGGGCCCUGGAUGCCAAGUUGUCAAGACAGUUCUUCAUUGGCAUUCUUGACAUCACUGGUUUUGAAAUGCUUGAUUAUAACAGCCUUGAACAACUUUGCAUUAAUUUUACCAAUGAAAAAUUACAACAGUUCUUCAAUCAGCACACAUUGGUUUUGGAGCAAGAGGAAUAUAGGAAAGAAGGCAUUGACUGGGUGCCCAUCGACUUUGGCCUGGAUUUGCAAGCCUGCAUAGAUCUCAUUGAGAAGCCAAUGGGCAUCUUUUCCAUCCUUGAAGAGGAAUGUAUGUUUCAUCAGGCUACAGAUGUGACUUUCAAAACCAAACUUUUUGACAACCAUUUUGGGAAGUCAGUCCAUUUCCAGAAGCCCAAACCUGAUAGCGAGAAGAAACAUGAAGCUCACUUUGAAGUUGUCCAUUAUGCGGGGGUGGUGCCUUAUAACACCAGUGGCUGGCUUGAAAAGAACAAAGACUUUCUUAAUGAAACAGUGGUGGCUAUAUUUCAGAAGUCAUCUAACAGACUCCUGGCAAACCUUUUUGAAAAUUCUAUCAGUUCCAACACGGCUUUACAGUUUGGAGAGAAGAAACGCAAGAAAGGAGCAUCAUUCCGAGUGGUUGCAUCUCUGCAUAAAGAAAACCUGAAUAAAUUGAUGACUAAUCUGAAAUCAACAGCACCUCAUUUUGUGAGAUGCAUAAAUCCAAAUGUGAACAAAACGCCUGGUGUGAUGGAGCCUUAUUUGGUUCUACAGCAGCUGCGCUGUAAUGGUGUCUUAGAAGGGAGCAGGAUAUGCCGUGAAGGUUUUCCAAACCAAUUUCUGUAUGCUGAUUUUAAACAAAGGUACUAUAUUCUUAACCCAAGUGCCUUUCCAAAGAGCAAGUUUGUGAGCAUCAGAAAAGCCACUGAAGAAUUCCUUGACUCCUUGAAGGUAGACCACACCCAGUAUCGCUUUGGAAUCACUAAGGUGUUUUUAAAAUCUGGCUUUCUGGGCCAACUGGAAGCAAUGAGAGAUGAGAGACUUUCUAAAGUCUUUACAUUGCUCCAAGCCAGAGUACGGAGAAAACUGAUGCAAAUCAAGUUCCAGAAGAUUCUGGAAGAGAGGGAUGCACUUCUUUUGAUCCAAUGGAACAUAAGAGCUUUCCUGGCUGUGAAGAGCUGGCCUUGGAUGAGGCUCUUCUUCAAGAUCAAGCCUCUUAUUAGAUCUGCUGGAAUGGGAAAGGAGGUAGCUGGACUGAAGGAAGAGUAUGUGCAGCUGCAAAUAGCCUUGGAGAAAUCAGAAUCUCAGAGGGAGGAACUAAGAGCAAAGCAAGUCUCCCUUAUCCAGGAAAAGAAUGACCUGCUUCUUCAGCUGCAGGCUGAGCGAGAGACCCUGGCGAAUGCUGAAGAGCAGCGCGAGGCGCUGAUUAAAUCCAAGAUCCAGCUGGAGGCCAGCGUCAAGACGCUGUCUGAGCGGGUGGAGGAGGAAGAGGAGAUAAAUUCCGAGUUGACUGCCAGGGGGCGGAAACUCGAAGAUGAAUGUGCCGAGCUGAAGAAAGAAAUCGAUGACCUGGAAACACUAUUGGCGAAGUCACAGAAGGAGAAGCGAGCUACAGAGCACAAGGUCAAGAGCCUGACUGAGGAAGUGGAGUCUCUCAAUGAUGACAUCAGCAAACUCCAUCAAGCAGCUGACGCCAUGAGGGAGGCUCACCAGCAGACCCUGGAGGACCUGCAUGCAGAAGAGGAGAAACUGUGCACUCUGAGCAAAGCAAGAGUGGAGUCACUGGAGCAGCAAGUGAAGGAGCUGGAGGGUGCCCUUGAGCAGGAGAGCAAAGCGAGAAUGAACUGUGAAAGGGAAAAGCGCAAACUGGAGGGUGAUUUGAAGCUAAAUCAGGAGAGCAUGGAGAUCCUGGAGAGUGGCCAGCUGCAGCUGGCAGAGAAGCUGAGGAGGAAAGAAUUAGAAAUGAAUCAGAUGAGUUCACAGGUAGAGAAUGAGAAAGGCCGGGUGGCUCAGCUUCAGAAGAUGCUUAAGGAGCAACAGACUCAGAUACAGGAUUUGAAAGAGGAGCUGGAAGCUGAAAGGACUACUCGAGCCAAGGUAGAGAGGGAGAGAGCUGACCUCACCCGGGAGCUGGAAGACUUGAAUGAGAGGCUGGAGGAGGCAGGAGGGGCCAGUUUGGCUCAGCUGGAGAUAUCUAAGAAACAGGAAACAAAAUUCCAGAAGCUUCGCCAAGACAUGGAAGAGGCCACACUGCACUUUGAGGCAACUUCUGCCUCUUUGAAAAAGAGACACGCAGACAGCCUGGCUGAGCUGGAGAGCCAGGUAGAAAAUCUACAACAGAUCAAGCAGACCCUGGAAAAAGACAAGGGUGACUUGCAGUUAGAAGUGAAUGACCUCCUGACUCAGGUUGAGCAGAUGACCAGAGCUAAGGCUAAUGCUGAGAAGCUCUGUGGUCUACAUGAAGAACGCUUGAAUGAAGCAAAUGCAAAACUAGAUGAGGUGACUCAGUUGGCAAAUGACCUGACAGCACAGAAGGCAAAGCUACGGAAUGAGAAUGGUGAAUUCCUUAAAAGGCUGGAAGAAAAAGAAGCUCUGAUAAACCAACUUUCCAGGGAGAAGAGCACCUUCACUCUGCAGAUUCAAGACCUGAGAGGGCAAUUGGCAGAGGGGACCAAAUCACAGAGCGCCCUGGCCCAGGCCGUGAAGUCAGCCAAGCAUGACUGUGACCUUCUACGAGAGCAGUAUGAGGAAGAGCAAGAGGCCAAGGCUGAGCUGCUCUGGGCCCUAUUCAAAGGCAAUGCUGAGGUGGUGAAGUGGAGGACAAAGUACCAGGACGAUGCCAUCCGCAACACUGAGGACUUGGAGGAUGCCAAGAAGAAGCUGGCCAUCCGGUUGCAGGAGGCUGCUGAAGCCAUGGGAGUGGCCAAUGCCAAAAAUGCCUCCCUGGAAAGGGCUAGGCUCCGACUGCAACUUGAGCUCGGGGACACCCUGUGGGACCUCCGGAAGGCACGCUCCACGGCCGAUGCAUUGGACCGGAAGCAGCAGCACUUUGACAAGUGCCUGGACGACUGGAGGCAGAAGCACGAGGAGUCCCAGGUGAUGCUGGCCGCCUCUCAGAAGGAGGCUCGGGCCCUCAGCACUGAGCUCCUGGAGCUCAGGCAUGCCUAUGAGGAGAGCGCUGUGAGCCAGGAGGCCCUCCAGAGGAUGAACAAGGACUUGCAAGAAGAGAUUUCUAAUCUGACAAAUCAACUAAGAGAAGGAAAGAAGAACUUAAGCGAAAUGGAAAAGGUCAAGAAACAGAUUGAACAAGAAAAGACUGAAGUCCAGAUGACAUUGGAAGAGGCGGAGGGAGCCCUGGAACGUAAUGAAAGCAAGAUUCUUCGUUUGCAACUUGAUCUCUCGGAAACUAAAGCGGAAUUUGAAAGAAAGCUUUCAGAGAAAGACGAAGAAAUAGAAACAUUUAGGAGGAAGCAGCAGUGCACUAUUGACUCUCUGCAGUCUAGUCUGGAUUCUGAAGCGAGGAGCAGGAUCGAGGUUACCCGGCUAAAGAAGAGCAUGGAAGGGGACCUCACAGAGAUGGAACUCCAGCUCGGGAGUGCCAACCGGCAGGUGUCAGAGGCAACUAAAUCCCUGGGUCAGCUUCAGAUCCAAAUCAAGGACCUUCGGGUGCAGUUGGAAGACAGCACCCGCCUGAACAGUGAGCUGAAGGAGCAAGUAGCAGUGGCUGAGAGGCGGAACACUCUUCUCCAGUCUGAACUCGAGGAACUGAGGUCCUUUCAGGAGCAGACAGAACGAGGGCGCAGGCUGGCAGAGGAGGAGCUCCUGGAAGCCACAGAAAAAAUCAAUCUCUUCCAUGCCCAGAACACAAGUCUCCUCAGCCAGAAGAAGAAACUGGAGGUUGAUGUUGCCAGGAUGCAGAAGGAAGCUGAAGAGGCGGUGCAGGGGUGUCAAAAUGCAGAAGAGAAGGCCGAGAAGGCAGCCGCUGAGGUAGCAAAUAUGUCAGAAGAACUGAAGAAGGAACAAGACACCAGUGCCCACCUGGAGAAGAUGAGAAAGAACAUGGAGCAGACAAUUAAAGACUUACAAGAAAGGCUGGAUGACGCUGAACAGACUGCCCUGAUGGGGACAAGGAAGCAAAUCCAGAAACUAGAAUCCAGGGUUCAUGAACUAGAAGGUGAACUGGAGAGCGAGGUCCGACGCAACGCAGAGGCCCAGAGAGGAGCCCGCAGGCUUGAGCGCUGCAUCAAAGAGCUGACCUAUCAGGCAGAGGAAGACAAGAAAAGUAUGGGCAGGAUGCAGACUCUGAUGGAUAACCUGCAGCUAAAAGCACAAAGUUACAAGCAGCAAAUCGAGGCAGCGGAAGCAGAAGCCAAUCAAUACCUUUCCAAGUAUAAGAAGCUACAACAUGAGUUGAAUGAAGCUAAGGAAAGGGCAGAGAUAGCUGAGUCUCAAGUUCACAAACUCAAGAUUAAAGCAAAAGAGUUUGGGAGAAAGGUAUGUCAGAUAUUCAACUCUGCUCUGAUUCUUAAAGCAUUUGUUUCAGGCUCAUGUCAUCAUGUAGAAAUUUCUUAAUGCUUUCUUUAAAGGCUUUUUAAAAACUACAUUAAAAAAAAAAAACAGAUUCUGGUAGGAGUUCCCAUUGUGGCUCAGUGGGUUAAGGACCUGACGUGGUCUCUAUGAGGAUGCAGGUUUGAUUCCUGGCCUCACUCUGUGUGUUGGAUUGGGCACUGCUGUAAACUGUGACUCAGAUCCCAUGUUGCUGGGAACUUCCAUAUGCCGCAGGUGUGGCUGUAAAAAGAAAAACAAAACAGGUUCUGAUAAAAUCUUCCUGUAUUCUAUUUGUCCAGGAAGUGUGAGCUGCUAAGAAUGUGAGUGGGAUGUACUUAACACUUCUCAAAUGCUUAAUUCUAGGUUAAUUUGCAGGCUCUGAACUCCAGGGCCUAGAUUCAUGUGAGUAGAAUUGUCAGGAGUCCAGGAGCAAAGAUGAUGAAAAAAAGCACAGAAGGAUCUGCUUGAAAUUACAAUUCUUUCUAUGGUAGACAAGUAUAUGCUUUUUGUAUUGAUAUGCAGACCUGGGGAGGGAGGUUUAAAAUUGAUGCCCUGAAGGAGAACAUGCAAGAGUCCUGCUUUUUGCCUUUCCACCCUAAAACAGAGAAAGGAACUGUUUACAUCUCUGUGGUCCAUGAAACUUUAGUUCUGAUCCAAUAGCAGGAGCCACAGCCUUAAUUUUCCUGGUAAAGGGGCUGAGUGACAGAGAACACUAAAUGCAGGCUUGGCAGGGUCAGUGUCUUAGUCUGUUCAGGCUGCAUUACAGAGUACCAGAGACUGGGUGGCUUACAAACAAAUAUUUCUUAGUUCUGGAGGCUGGGAAUUCCAAGGUCAUGGUGUUGGCAGAUUUGGUGUCUGCUGAGGGCUACUGCCUUAGAGACAGCCCUCUUCUCACUGUAAGCUCACAUGAUAUAAAGGGAGGAAGAAGCUCUCUGAGUCUUCUUUCAUAAGGGCAUUAAUCCCAGAUAUGAGGACUCAACCCUCAUGACCUAAUCACUUCCCCAAAGCCCCACCCCCUAAUACCAUCACUGGGAGGGUUAGAAUUUCACCAUAUGAAUUUGGGGGUAGGGUACAUUUCAUACUACAGCAAUUAGGGAGGCCUCAGUUUCCUCACUGAGAUUUUUCCCAGUGUUUUUAAAUGUGAUCUGGCUUUAGGAGAAGUGAAUUAAAGAUUGGAUAUCCUCUAUAGAAUGCCUAUAGAGCACUUAGCAUAGGUACCAUCAUUUCAUUUUUUAAAAAGUAGUACAUGCUUGGGCUUCUUCCUUAUUUGUUAUAAAUGAACUACCAAUAACUUUGCAAGAUAAGUAGACAGGAUGGCCAGUAAUAAAUACUACCUUAUCAGAGGUCAAAAAAGAUCUCUUUCGGAGACUCAAAAUUGGUUAUAUUGAAUAUAUUAGGAUCCAAAUAUGAGAAUUAUGCAUCAUUGACAUACUCUAGAAUUUCUUAUUGAUGAGCAAAUAAGUUAUCUCAGGGAUAAGGCCUAUGUGAAGAGGUCCAGUUACAUGGUUUGAACUCUGGCGUCAAUUUGAGAAGUGUUAUGGCAUCUGAUUGGGGUCUUCUGUGCAGAAGCUGCCCAGCAACCCUGUGUAAUGGAUUUGUUUAGGGAAAUGCUUUCCACAUGCUACAAUUGCACUCAGCUGCAGGAGGUCAAAGGGCCUCUGAAACAGAUGUAAUGCAUUCGACUUUGUCACAGUUAUUUCCAACAAAGAAUAAAAUGAGUGAGGCAGAAAUUGCUUCUAAGAGGCCAGAGAUGAAUAGGAAAAUCGUCCUUGGCAGUGCAAUGACUAAUUGUUUUCCAUUCGCAAAAGGAAAGCCUGAAAAUCUUCCAACUGUCAUAAACCAAAGGAAAAGGUUUUCUGAUAGAAUUGUGUCAGGGCCUUGGAGCAAAUUGGUGAGGAGGCUACCUACCAUCUCUGCUUCAUGGGGUCUUCUGUAGAGGGCGCUGCCUUCACUGGCAAAGCCAGGCGGGCAGGAAAUUGAGCGAUGAGCAGGAAGUUACUGGUGUCUGCUUUCUUUCAGGCAGAUAAUUGCCUCAGUUCCCUGCCUCCCUUUGAAGCUAAGGGAGAGUUGGUUAAGGCCUGCUUUUGUCUGGAAAGCACUGGGCCUGGUUCUGGGCGUAUGUGUUCCACUGAUGAAAGUCACAGGAACCUCACAGAACAGAUAUUCUGUUUUUCAGGUUCGUGAAGAAUGAGCAGUCCUCACUUAUGAAGGAGAGAGGCUGGCGAAGUACAAGGAGGGUACUGUUUCAUAGUCAGAAACUUAACUUGCAUUUGAAAUAUACAUUUUAUGUUCUUUAUGGAAAUACAGUUGAUUUACAGUGUUAUAUUAGUUUCAGGGUUACAACGUGGUGAUUCCAUAUUUGUAGAUUAUACUCCAUUUAAAGUUACUAUAAAAGAUUGGUUAUAUUCCUUGUGCUGUUCAUUACAUCCUUGUGUCUUGUUUACUUUUUACCUAGUAGUCUGUACCUCUUAAUCUUCUUCCCCUCUCUCUACCUGUAACCACUAGUGUGUUCUCUGUAUCUAUACAUCUGUUUGUUUUGAUAUAUCCAUUCAUUUUUGAAACAUUUAAAAAAGAUUAGAAAAAUGUACUAAUAAAAGGGAAUAGUAUUGCUUCCAAGUUUAAUGGGGAUAUUUUUGAUCCUCAGAUGCAAGUAAACAUUUCACAUGAAAGAUUAAAUAGAUGCAAACAUCUUUUAAAUUCUGAUAUUAAAAAAUACUUUGUCCA